AUGAUACAAUCAGCUUUGACCGAUUAUUAUACAAAACGCCGUUUAUCAAAUACAUUUGAUCGACCGAUAAAAAAAGCCAAAAUUGAACUCGAUAUUAUUGAUGAAAAACCAUUAUCAUCAUCGUUGUUAAUAGAUCCUUUGUUAAAGAAUCAGCCUUAUCAGGCUGAAGUAUCCAAACCAUUAUCGACAUUAGAUGGACAAUCGACAUUAACAAAUUGGUGUAAAAAACAAAAUAUCACCCAAGAAGAGUCAAAAUUUAUUGAAAUGCCAACCAAAGAACAAGAAACAUUAUUGGAAAAAAAACUGCCUCAAUCACCAUUAAAAUUCAUCCGUCCACUCUCGUUGUCAAAAUCAAUACUUAAUGGAAAUUAUGUUCAGUUACGUGAAAAACUAUUGGAAGAUGAAAAUUUAGAUGAAAUUCGAGAGCGUGUCAAAACAUUCAAUAAAGAUUUACAAAAAUAUCGUCAAAAAUACGGUUCAUUUAAUCGUUCACCACUAUCAUCACCAAUCAAAAAAAGUCCAAUGAAACAUAGUCCAAUAAAACAUAGUCCGUUCAAAACUGUAACAUUGCAAUCACCAAUUCGAAAUCAAACACCAUUGAAAAAAAAUAUUUCAUCGAUUCCUGCUUAUCAGCGUUUCCAAAAUUUGGCUAAUAAAUCAUGUUCGGCCGAUUUAAUAUUACCAUACAAAUAUAAACUUCUAUUCGAACAAUACAAACAUGUCGAUUUUCUUGUUUGUCAUACGCAUAAUCAACAAGGAAUAUGCACAUUUUUGAAAGUAAAAGAAUUAAUACAACAAAAGACGAAAAAAAAUUUUGAGUUAUCAACGCUCGGAAAAAUGAAAACUGUUUGUCCAAAUAUGUACGAAUUUCGUCAAGAAAAGAUACAAUUACCAACACUAAGUCCUGUAAAACUCAAAUAUGAAUUGACUAUUUAUCCAUGUCUAAUUGAUUUAGAUAUUAACAACGAUCGGUUGAAAUCAAUUCAGAUUGAUGCAUCAAUGAUUGUCGAACGUUUAACGCGAUUUCGAUUAAAAUUAAUCGAUAUUGUCAAGUCAUUUCAUAGAAAAUUUUUGGCAACUUUGUGUCCAGCAGUGAACAUUCCAGAAGAAAAUUUGAUACGAUGGCAUCCAGAAUUUGAUCUUGAAAACAUUCCCGACAUAGAUGUUGCUGAUUUACCCGUAGCGCCUGAUGCGGUAGAAAAGAAAAAUAUUGCCACGACAAUCGAUCUAUUAGCUCAUGCACAAACAACAAAAUCUGAACGAGUCAAAAGGGCUUUGUUCAAUAUAUUUGAUAAUAAGUCAUCGUCAGAUAUCAAUAUCGUUUCUUUGCCUCCAACAUCUGUACCAGAUUCAAAAACACUGUCUAGCAUAUCUGCUUCAUUGGUUGAAAAGAUUCGUUUAAAAGAAAAAGAAAAACUUUGUUUGCAUAUGAUUGACAAUAAUGGCAAUAAACAAACUACAUUGGAUUUGUUGCAUCGUCUUCAGCAAUCAAUAGAAAUUAUUCAACAAUAUUUUAUAUUAGAACGUCAGAUAUCAGUCGACAUUGAUCGUGUGUGUAAACAAUUGAGAGAUUGUCAUACAUCUAAUUUAUCUUAUGCACAAUGUAUGGAAUCAAUUCUAUAUCUAACUUCACAUUUUAAUGAAUGGUUAAGUCUCAUCAAAUGCCGUGGAAAAGAAUAUGUGAAAAUAAAUCGUCAAAAAUCGAUUAAUACAAUAAUUGAAAAUAUUCAAAAACAAAUUAAAGAACUAACCACAUAG
Messenger RNA from Didymodactylos carnosus, 1758 nucleotides. Lineage: Eukaryota; Metazoa; Rotifera; Eurotatoria; Philodinida; Philodinidae. The record is from the annotation of a GenBank genome assembly.